Molecule: messenger RNA, 1513 nt
Organism: Loxodonta africana (African savanna elephant)
Lineage: Eukaryota; Metazoa; Chordata; Mammalia; Proboscidea; Elephantidae
Product: selenoprotein W
Source: RefSeq, a predicted model, not a curated record
AUGAGACGUAAUGAACCACCAAUAAGGCUCCGUCUGGGCUUCAGCCAUAGAAGACACUUCUCCCCCACGUUCUGUUGUACCCCACAAAGUGUGCUUUAUUUACACGGAGCAUGUGGGGAGAAGGAUCAGUGAGGAUCCUUCUGUCAGCAGGAAAGGCAAGUCGGUGCCGUUUAGUUUUGUGCACUUGGGUUCCUGCCCACAACUACCAAGGCCAUCCAGUGUCCUGGCUGACAGGGUGGCCAGGUGCUUUGCCAUUUCUGUAACUAACACCGAAUGACUCGCAUCCUGGACAAAGAAUCUUUCAAGCACCACCCUGGGGACGAUGACAUUGGACCAGAGCCGACUCAACCUGGGAGGAAGAAUAAUUCUGUGGUUCCUUUAUGGACACCUGUAAAAAGAAUUAGGGGGGGGCCUGUGCGCCAUAUGCACAGACCUUACGUGUCUCCGCUGCAGCUUGGGGAUGGCAUUCCCACACCAGCUGAUGUCUCUGCCCCGAGUCAUGGCUUUCACCGUCCAAGUCGUUUAUUGUGGCACUUGAGGCUACAAAUCAAAGUGCCUUCAGUUCAAGACGAAGUUAAAAGAUGAGUUCCCUGGUUGCCUGGACAUCGGCGCUGAGGCUCAGGACCCACGCCUGGCCACCAGCUUCUUUGAAGUAAUGGCAGCAGGGAAGUUGGUCCACUCGAGAGGUGAUGGCUACAUGGAGAGCAAGUUUCUGAAACUGGUAGCUGCCAUCAAAGCUGCCUUGGCUCGGGGUAACGUGCCGGAAGGCAGAGCCUGGGGACCUUGGCCCAGCCCCUUUCAGCAGACACUUCAUGACAGGAGGACUGAAAUGUCUCCCAGACGCCUGGUCUUUCCCUGAAUCUGUCGGCUGCAGGACAGGGCAGCGGUUGACUCUCUCGUUUUUGCAUGCACAGGAGCGCGCGUGUGUGUGUGUGCGUGCGCGUCUGUGUGUCCCGGGAAUCUAGCUUUUCACGCUGGGCUUGCUCCCCUCCUCCCCCUGCUUUCACCAUCCCUCGCUGCUUCCCCCCACAUCUCCCUGUCUACCCUCAGAAUGUGGGGGAGGUCCCAUCUCAGGCUUCUUCUCUAGGGGAGCCCAGAGAGGGAUCAGAAUGUGUGGCGUGUGGCUGAGCGAGUGAGUGAGGGUCUCAAAUUGCAGCAACAUUUAGUGUUCACUGGACGAGUUUAACAAAGAAAGAAAAGACCUAGGGACGGGUUUGAGGGCCUCUAGACCAAACUAGCUUCUCUUGUUUCCUGUCCACAGCAGUCCGGGAGGAGAAGGGAAAAGAUGGACCAAUGUGGGGCUCUGUGCCUGGUCUUGUUGAUGGUGGAGUGUCCCUCUUGGGAAGCUCCACUUCUAACUCAAAGUGGUAAACUUGAUCCUUUUCUCUGUCACCCAGAACCCUAGCUGAAGGUCUAGUGACCUUUGUAUGAGAGACACAUUACUAAGCCUAGAACCUUUUAUAAAAGCGAGGAAGCUGUGGAGAGUCCUCCUCCCCCUGACCACGACCUUUCC